Molecule: messenger RNA, 5266 nt
Organism: Acipenser ruthenus (sterlet)
Lineage: Eukaryota; Metazoa; Chordata; Actinopteri; Acipenseriformes; Acipenseridae
Product: zinc finger protein Aiolos-like
Exons: 8
Coding region: 561-2123 (520 amino acids)
Biological process (GO): regulation of transcription by RNA polymerase II
Molecular function (GO): DNA-binding transcription factor activity; RNA polymerase II cis-regulatory region sequence-specific DNA binding
Source: RefSeq, a predicted model, not a curated record
UAGAUGCGUUUGUGUAGUUCGUCAGAAGUUGGAAAGAUUAGCAUAGUUAGCGUUUACAGUACAGCAUAGUGAAGCGGUGCAAGGUGUACGCCCUGCAUUGCUCCAUAUACUCUGUGUGAAAGCAAUACACACACAAAUACACAUAACAGAUUCUGCACAGUUUAGAGGCGUACACAAAUGUAGUAAAUAACUUAUGCUGCACACUGGAGCUACACAGCCACUUUUAUUGUCCGCAUCUUUGGUUUCCUGUGUUCGAGGUAAUUACUGUUCGGUCCAAUGAGUACUUCGACUUGUUUGUUAUGGACUUCAAAAAGAAAAAAAAAAGAAAAGAAACUGUCUACUGUCGCUUUAAAAAAAAAAAAAAACUUGCCUGCUCCUGUUACUGUGUCUUUAAGACGCCCGUCUCCGUCUCCUCGGGAUAGCGCGUGACGUCAUGUUUUGCAAUCCAACCUCACGCGUGGAGAAGGGAAUCUCCCGCCAUCUCCGCGAUCCAGGGCAAAAGCGGCAAGUUUGAGAAAAACACGCGAAGCUGAACCCGACGCGAAGAAGCAGGUCCAGGAAUGGCAGAUAAUUCACUGACAAUGGAAUCGGAUGACUUACAGGAGCAGCUGCAGCCUGCAGAGACUCAGGAGGGUCCUGCAGACUGCUCAUCUGAGCUACCCCCAGAGGAAACCCAUACUUCUGAUAACGAGAAUGAGUCCAAAGAAUAUAUGAAUCAGUCCUCAGCCGACACGGAUCAAGUUGAAGUUCAAGUGAAAAACGAGCAAGACGAAGAUUACUCCAGGAUGGAGGAAGAGGAAGGUCAAGAGGCAGCUGAGAUGAUGCACUAUACAGAGUAUAAUGACUACGACGGAGCGCAGAACCAAGCCAGUCCGUACGCAGGGUCCAGGGCGUCUAGCGGGAAACUCAACUGCGACAUCUGCGGGCUUGCCUGCGUGAGCCUCAAUGUCUUACUGGUGCACAAACGCAGCCAUACUGGAGAGCGCCCUUUUCACUGCACCCAGUGUGGAGCUUCGUUCACACAGAAGGGCAAUCUGCUGCGUCACAUCAAGCUGCACUCCGGAGAGAAACCCUUUAAGUGUCACAUGUGCAGCUACGCCUGUCGCAGACGGGAUGCCCUGAGCGGCCAUCUCCGCACCCACUCAGUGGAAAAGCCGUACAAAUGCAACCACUGCGGACGGAGCUACAAGCAACGCAGCUCCCUGGAAGAACACAAAGAGCGUUGCCAUGUCUACAUUCAAAGCAAAGGACUCAGGGAUGGAGAGUCUGAAGAAGUGAGAAUCGCCAAAACACAGAUGGGAACAGAACGGACUCUAGUGCUGGACAGAUUGGCAAGCAGCGUAGCGAAAAGGAAGAGUUCCAUGCCUCAGAAAUUCAUUGGUGACAAACGUCUCUGCCUGGACAUCAACUACAACAACAGCCUGAUGUACAGCAAGGAGAGCGAGCUGAUCCAAAGGGGCAUGAUGGAGCAGGCCAGGGGCUACAUGGGUGCCGAGAACAUGCGACCCUUGAUCCAGACCCCCCCGGCGGGCCCUCCUCCUCCCGAGAUGGUCCCUGUAAUCAGCAGCGUCUUCCCCCUCUCCCUCACCCGCUCCGACAUGAACGGCCAUGAAUCCGAGGGCGGGAGCCACCAGCAUCCGCGGGUCAAGCGUCAGCCUUCCAACAGAGGCCCGUCUCCCAGCACUAGCGGGCACGAAUCCCCCGAAGCAGACAGCCACCCCCAGGAGGAGCGAGGGCAGGGGCACGGCGUCUACAACCUGGGUCAUCUGCUCCUGGCCCGGCCGCGCAACGGCCUGCACCACCCCCACCCUCACCCCCACCCCCACCACCACCACCACCACCACCUCAAAGACCUGCCCCCCAGACCCUACGAGGCCGGCAGGCCUCCCCUGUCGCCCCACGACAUGUUCAGGGUGAUCGGCGGGGAGGGGGAGGCUGUCCCUGCUUUCCGUUGCGAGCACUGCCACGUCCUGUUCCUCGACUACGUCAUGUUCACCAUCCACAUGGGCUGCCACGGCUUCAGGGACCCUUUCGAGUGCAACGUGUGUGGAUACCGGAGCCCGGACAGAUACGAGUUUUCGUCACACAUAGCGCGCGGGGAGCACCGCUUCAUUAACAAAUGAGUUUUUUUUUUUCUUUUCUUUUUUUCAAAAGUAGCAUUGCUUUUUUUUUUUUUUUUAAAUUGUAUAAGACUCUUGUAAAAGCAUUUUCAGGGAUACAAUAUGUGUAUGUACAGUAGAUGUGUGAAUGAAAAAAAAAAGGUUUUCUUUGGAUUUACACUUAAGGUUUGAAUUAAAAAAAAUGUAAUAAACUUAUACUGCACGGUGUUUACUUUGCUUUCUACACAGCUGAAGAAGGGCUUUUGUCUGAUAUGUCCUGAAAUAAAUGUUUUUCUUUUAUUAUUAUUUUUUUUAUCAUUUAAACCUUUUGUGUACAUCCAAAAUAUAUAUAUAUAUUUUUACGUUUUUGUACACUGCAGUUAUACCUCCUUUCAAACCUGUCUAUAUCUAUCUAUAUAUAAAAACAACUCCAGCCUUAUCAAACUCUGCCUGAUAAGUAAGUAGAAUAUUAUUAUUUUAAACAGGACAGGCAGAACAAAUUGUUUUGUAGCCAAUCUGUAUUAGAAGUUUGAUUCCGGCGCAGACUGAUAAGACAUUUUAUUAUUUGUUUAUUUAGCAGAUGUCUUUAUCCAAGGCGACUUACAGAGACUAAGGUGUGUGAACUAUGCAUCAGCUGCAGAGUCACUUACAAUUACGUCUCACCCGAAAGACGGAGUACAAGGAGGUUAAGUAACUUGCUCAGGGUCACACAAUGAGUCAGUGGCUAAGGUGGGAUUUGAACCGGGGACCUCCUGGUUACAAGCCCUUUUCUUUAACCACUGGACCACACAGAAAAAAUUGCCAAUUUAAUAUGAAGCAUUGAAAUGUAUACUCUUGUGUUUGUUAUGAUUAACGGUACCUAUGUUGUUAGUUCUGUGUUUUAUGGUAUGAAAAUAAGUAUAGUUUCAGUUACAGAGAGUGUUAUAAACUUAUAGCUGCACUUUAGCCACGUCAACUGCACUGUAACGUGUUCUCAUUUGAAAUCACUGUAUUAAGAUUCUGAGGGCACUAACAGGUAGAAUUGCUUUUUUUAAAUAUUAAAGCUCAUGACACAAGAGUGAAGAUUUGGGCAACUUGCAAAACAACUCGCUGAAAGAAACAUUUUUGAGCAAUUUUAGCUAUGUGAAUAGUUAAAGCCACAAAUGCAACUUAGUGAAAAUUGCUUGGAAAAAUUGCAUGGUGCUACAUUCAUUUAACGCAACCCACUGUGAAACGUUUGAUAAGUGUGUAAGUGGACUCCUAGGACAGUUGGUGCUUUUCACCUGUCUCAGGUACCUUUCACAACAGGACUACAUUUACCAGAAUGCAUUGGGGUGUGAGUUGAAAAGCCUGAACUGUCUCCAACUGUCCUAGUGUACAUGGAGUCAUAUGGUAACCCUACUUACAAGUAAGCGGAAUGCAAUCAGGUAUCUGCAGGACAUGUUACUAUCAAACAGAGCAAGCCCAGAACAUAAUUAUUGAAAACAUCCUAAACAGACGAGGUCCUGCUAUUUAAAAAUCAAUUUGCAUAGAAUUGUUUUUUCACCCCUACUUUAACAUUGAUCAGUGACGUGCAUGGGGCUGGGGAGCUGGGGGGCUGGGGGCCCCCCUGCCUUCCUGCCCUUGUGCCCCAAAAAGUGCCCUUCUUCUCAGUCAUAAAAAUAUUGUCAACAACUACUAAAAGAUACGCCUGAUUUUAAAAAUGUUUAUAAAAUGAAUUGAACAGGAAGAGGAUCUGUUUUCUUCAUAUGACUUUUUACCCGCUGUGAAACAGCGGCAACCCACAGUCCCCAUAGCCUCCCACCCACCCUCACAAAAGGGCUGCCUUGUGAUGCUUGAAAAGUGAACUUUUUUCUCAAUGAGCCCCUGUUGUUUUACUGCCCUUGAUUGCUCAGCCACUGCAGGUUCACAGAAGUACCAUUGUCCCUUUACUUUGUAGCAAGCAUGCUGAGUAAAGAUAAGCGAGGUCUGUGAUAUUUUUACAAAACUACCUAGUUUGAGUCAGACACAGAAUACUCAUUUUGAGUCAGCUUUUUUUUUUUUUUUUUUUUUGCAAGUACCCAGCCCCCCUCCCACACACGCAAUCAUAGCCUUUUUAAUCCAGGCACUGUAUGCAUUCAGUCAUAGUUCUGUUGUGCCUUCUUUAUGAAGUGAAUCCAGUCAUUGUUAGUGGCACCGCAUGUGAAUCCCUGUUGUAACCAUGACUGAAAGCAGUGGAGUACAGCGGUCUCUUUUGGAACUUAGUCCGAUUAGAUGAUCUUUAUAUCGAGCUGGUUUAAAGUAUUAGUAUUUUACUGUGUAAUGCAGGGGUGUCUAAGUAUUUAUCAUAGCAAUGGUGCAUAGAUGUGUCACCCUUUCUGCUUUAAAUAUACAGCUACCCUCAUACAGCCUUCUUUUCUAUAACAUUCAGCUAGUUCUUCAUGUGUUUGUUUCUUCUGUCUCUACUGUAUGUUCCAUAUCAGAUAAAUUGUAAACUGCUCCUCCCACAGAUUUCUGCAUGCGUACAACAGCUUGAAAUGUUUUUUUUUUGGUUUUUGAUUUUUUUUAGCAUCGUCAAAAAUAUUUGGGUGAGGGGAAAAAAAGUGGAAAUAAUAUAUAUAUUCUAUCUGCAAUGGAAAUGCUGUAUGCAUAGAUAUUUACCUGUAUUUGUGUGGUCAAAUGUGUGCAAUAUAUUUCCAGGUGUAAAAUAAUAGUAUAAUCACGUACAUACAUCUGUGCAGAAAGCAAAAAACAAGGCUUGCCAUCGUUUAUUUUUAAGCCGAACUCUAUGUUAAUGUAAUGUUAGAUCAGAAGCUCAUUAAGAUGUAGGUAAUCACACAUUCAACUUUGUACACUUUUUUGACUCAAAUCCUUAGUAAGAGCCACGUUAAUAAAAGGUGACUUGAAAACAACAUUAGUUUGAACCCAUUUUUUAAGAUUGAUUUGGAAACUUAUCAAUAAGCAUUGCAAAAAAAUAUUGUUUUUUUAAAUAUGUUCAUGUGCAGGUAUUACAGAGCUGUAUAAAUAACCUUUAAAAAAAAAAUACAUGUUAUACUUCUGUUAUUGUUGCUUUGAUUUGUAAAUGAACGACAUGCUUUGUGUUUUUUUUGUAGCAAUGCAAUGUGUUUAAAUUUCUGACAUUUGUAAUGUAGCAGAACUACCUAUUUAUCAAAGGUGAGUGGCUUAUUUGUUUGUAUUCUGUUUACAUU